AUGCAAAAACUGAGGUCUAAACGUGCAUUGCUGAAGGGAGCUGUUACACGCAUUUGCACGUUUGUGAAUAGCAAUGGCAUCGAUCAACCCAUUGAAGAUUGGGAGUGUCGCUUGGAACGUCUGGAGGAGAUUUGGGUGAAAUACAAGGACAUUGUUCGGGUAAUGAUCGAGAAGAGCGACGACGAGGAAGGGAUGCAUGUUGAGAUCAAGGCAGACUGGGAAGAAUUUGAAGAGCGAAUGCUCUGCAUAAAAAGCAAACUACGUCAAUCGUCGAUUAAUUUGCGUAAGAUAUACGAUGGCGCAGAUGAGGUUUUGCGUGGAUUACGCGCCUUAGGAGAGGAGGCAGAGAAACGCGAUAUCUGGCUUAUACAUCUUUUACUAGCCAAGCUUGAUCCAGCUACUACUAGAGAGUGGACUAAAUUACAUAAAUAUAAUAUUGAUUUUCCUACCAUUAAUGAGUUCCUUAGUUUUCUAGAUACCACAUGUCUCGCCUUGGAGUCUGCUGUACUGACAACAACAUCACCUACUCGCCAACGCAUAGUCUCAGUGAAGGCUCAUCAAACAACAGUAACCAGGUCAAUGCCUUGUGCGAAGUGCAAUGAUACUCACGAGUUAUCUCAGUGCAGCGCGUUUUCUAGAUUGGAUGUUAAGGAACGACGGGACCUUGUGGCCAGUGAACGUAUUUGCUUCAACUGCCUAAGAGUGGGACACAUAUCAGCCAAUUGCCGCUCUAAAUUCUCUUGCCGCAUCUGUCGCAAACGUCAUCAUAGUCUCCUUCAUCAAGACACUACUGAGGCAUUACUACAACGAGAUCGUGAUGAGCAAGCGGUGACCGUCAACUUCAACGCAUUGCCAGAAAUCAACACACUCCUUCCUACAGCGGUGUGUGAGGUUACUGAUUGCUAUGGUGAACAACAGCAGUGUCGCAUGUUAUUAGACAGCGGCUCGGAAAAAACAAUAAUCUCCGAAAAUUGCGUGCAGCGUUUGGGUUUACGUCGUCAGCACUCAAGAAUACCAAUACAUGGUUUGAACAACAUAGCUACAGGUGUUUCCCAUGGCUGGGUCUCCCUUCAUAUAACCUCCAUGGUGGAUGGUGAAUCGUUCAAUGUCGAAGCUCUGAUUAUGCCAACAAUUUCUUCAUCCGUCCCGGUGCAACGUCUUGAUAAAGCACAAUACUCAUCAUUUCUAUCACUUGAUCUGGCUGAUCCGACAUUUUAUAUUCCUUCGCCCAUUGAUAUUCUUUUAGGGAGCGAAAAAUUCUUUGAAAUUUUGAAGGGUGAGAAGAUCAACGACAAAAGCCCAAAUUUGAAAGCAUUCUCGACAACACUUGGGUGGAUAGUGGGCGGAGACCUUACUUGCCGUGUAAAUAAAAGAAGCGCAGGCGUAUUCUUCAACAAUUUCGAUAUCGAUAAAGCACUUUCACAGUUUUGGGAAACAGAGGAAAUUCAAUGUAUACUACCGUAUACAGAGGAAGAGGACAAAGCAGAAAAAUCAUUUUUAAAUACACAUACGAGGGCUGAUGGUGGUAAAUUCAUUGUUGAGCUACCAUUCAAAUCAAAAUCGAACAACUUUGGCAAGUCCGCCGAACUAGCACUAAAGCGACUAAAUGCAACAGAAAGAAGACUUGCAGGUAAUUCCAAAUUGAAAGAACAAUAUACCAACUUCAUGGCAGAAUAUCUUGCAUUGCAACAUAUGGAGCGAGUGCCGGAAGCCGAAAUCAAAAAGCCAUCGACCGAAUGUUGCUACUUACCACAUCACCCUGUAAUCAAAGCCGAGAGUACAACAACAAAGCUUCGCGUAGUGUUUGAUGGGUCUGCAAGCAUGGGUAAUCAUUCGUCACUUAAUGAAGCUUUGCUUCCUGGACCAUCGCUUUUGCGUGAGUUAUUUUCCGUUAUUUUGAGAUUUCGUAGACAUCGAUUUAUUAUGUCUGGUGAUGUAGAGAAAAUGUAUCAUAUGAUUUGGGUGCAUGACUACCACAGAGAUUUUCAACGUAUUUUAUGGCGUAAUGCUCCUAAUCAGCCAGUCGAACAUUACAGAUUGAAGACAGUGACGUAUGGCACAACAUGUGCACCUUACUUGGCAGUAAGAGUCUUAAUUGAACUUGCUCGUACAUCAAUCGCCGCUUACCCAUUAGCGUCACAGGUAAUUUUAAAGGAUUUUUAUAUGGAUGUCGUGAUGACUGGGGCAGAAACUGUAGCUGAACUUUUUAAAAUACAUAAUGAAUUAAUAGCUCUUUUGAAAACUGCUGGAAUGAAUCUACGAAAGUGGAGUAGCAACUGCUUUGAACUAAUACAAUCGCUUCCAGAAAAUAUGCGCGAAAUGUCUCCAAUGUCAUUUGAGCCCGCGAAACCGUUGAAGCUGCUAGGAUUGAAAUGGAAUCCAACUAACGAUGUAUUUGAGUUCUGCGUAUCACCCUCUACAACAGCUAGGGUAACAAAACAAUCAAUAUUAUCUGAUGCUGCUCGUAUAUUCGACCCCCUCGGGUUUUUGACCCCCACAACGGUUCUGAUAAAAAUGCUUUUUCAAGAAUUGUGGUUAAUCAAACUGGAAUGGACAGAUGAGGUACCCGCGGAAAUAGCUACUCGUUGGAUUAAUCUGAGGAGCACACUUGAACUGCUGAACACACUAAAAAUUGCCAGAAGGGCGAUAUUUAAACUUGGUCACAAUGAACUCCACGGUUUCUGCGACGCGUCGCAAAAUGCAUAUGCAGCAGUUGUAUAUUGUCGAUCAGAUUACAAUGGUAGCAUCUCCACGCAGCUCGUUGCUUCGAAAAGCCGCGUAGCUCCCCUUAAAACGGUGUCAUUACCACGACUUGAGCUAUGUGGCGCCGUACUUCUUUGCCGACUAAUGAACGAAGUUAAAAAGGCAUUUGAGUUCGACAGUACUAAUAUCUAUAUGUGGACAGACUCCUCAAUUGUUUUACAUUGGCUUUCAGCCUUCCCAAGGCGGUGGUCAGUGUACGUGGCAAACAGAACAUCUGAAAUUUUAACAUCUUACACAAGAUCUCAGUGGAAUCAUGUUAGGUCUGCAGACAAUCCAGCGGAUCCUGGGUCACGAGAGGUCUUGCCUUUAGAGUUGAAAUCCUUCACUAUCUGGUGGAACGGUCCAAGUUGGCUUGCUAAGGCAAAACAGUUUUGGCCGCAAACACAUUCGCUAGUGAAUAUACCUCAAUACAACUUGGAAGAGCGUAAGAAUAAAAUUCAACGUAUUACUAAACUUUUUCUUAUAUCAACAGAACAUCAUGUCGUCCUUGGCUCCUUGUUACAACACAUGUCUAUCUGGUCUCGAUUGGUGCGUGCCGCAGCCUAUUGCUUGAGAUUCAUAGGUUCCUUACGGAAACAAAAAUUUAGCUCAUUUAUGAGUUCCAAUGAAUUGCAAGAUGCUACUAACUUUAUAAUUCGUGCUGUGCAAGAGGAGUUGUUUGCAGCUGAAAUUUCUGCGUUAAAAGAUCACAGAGCAGUCGCAAGUAAAAGUAAGCUUUCAAGCCUCACACCAUUUUUAGACAGCGCUGGAGUACUGAGAGUGGGAGGUCGUAUAGGAAACUCAUUAGCGACAUUCAGCAUUAAACAUCCCGUAAUAUUAUCAGCGAAGCAUAUAGUCACCGAAAUGAUUGUUAAAUAUAUGCACUUAACGCAUCUACAUGUCGGCGUGAAUCACUUGAUUUUUAUAAUAAGGCAGCAGUAUUGGAUUCUGGGUGCACGCAACAUCGCACGACGUAUUGUGCAUGAUUGUAUUACCUGCUUCAAGUUACGAAAAACUAAGCAACAUCAAUUGAUGGCUGACUUACCCAUGGAGCGAGUACGGUUUCAGAAGGCUUUCAGUAAAGUGGGUUGUGAUUAUGCAGAACCUUUUCUUCUUAAAGUAGAGAUUGGCAAGAUACCUCGACGGGUAAAGGGCUACAUUGCGUUGUUCGUUUGCUUCAUAACAAAGGCUAUUCAUCUAGAGUUAGUCGGAGACUUAACGACCCAAUCAUACAUCGGCGCUUUAGAUCGAUUUAUAUCACGCCGUGGCAAACCGAUGGAGAUAUGGUCAGAUAAUGCCACUAACUUUUUGGGAGCGAAGCGGAGCCUCGACGAAAUCCACUAUAUCGUGAGCAAACAGAAUAACAGUUCCGACAUAGCUGAUUAUUUUGCGCGCAAUAAUAUUUCUUGGCAUUUUAUACCACCAUCCUCACCCCAUUUCGGUGGCCUCUGA
Anastrepha obliqua is the source of this 4194-nucleotide messenger RNA. RefSeq lists its product as uncharacterized. Gene Ontology annotation, molecular function: nucleic acid binding; aspartic-type endopeptidase activity; zinc ion binding. Gene Ontology annotation, biological process: DNA integration; proteolysis. NCBI's taxonomy places the organism in Eukaryota, Metazoa, Arthropoda, Insecta, Diptera, Tephritidae. The coding region runs from base 1 to 4194 and encodes 1397 amino acids. The transcript has 2 exons. The record is from RefSeq and is a predicted model, not a curated record.